Limanda limanda (common dab) is the source of this 1734-nucleotide messenger RNA. RefSeq names its product meiosis 1 associated protein (gene m1ap). Gene Ontology annotation, biological process: male meiosis chromosome separation; spermatogenesis; meiosis I. Bases 1 to 1734 code for a protein of 577 amino acids. The transcript has 11 exons. The record is from RefSeq and is a predicted model, not a curated record. NCBI's taxonomy places the organism in Eukaryota, Metazoa, Chordata, Actinopteri, Pleuronectiformes, Pleuronectidae.
AUGUCCAUGGACAGCAGAAAGAGGCCGGCAGGUUCCUCCAGCUCUGGGAGCUUUGCUUUCUGGUCCUCCUCAUUCCGAAGGCAACCAGCCAGGGUCCUGAUUGUUGAAGCACUGCCACCGUGGUGGUCGGAGACAUCUACGGUGUUCUGUGAUGCUCUGGAUAACUUCUUCUCCCUUGCCUGUAAUCUGGAUGGACCCUGCAGGAUACCGCUACUCAGCCUGUACGCCAUCAGCAGGCAGCAGGAAUGUCUCCUGCCAUUUGUGCAGGUCCGUGGUAACUUGGCCAGGCUGCAUUCAUGUGUGGAGGAGCUGAGGUCUAUUCCAGGUGAGGGCUGCAUCAGGGGAGCAGCCAGAGGAGGUGAGCUGCUGCGACAGGCUGUGCUGGACAGUCUGCAGCAGUUUAAACAGUACAUCAGGCACACCAGUAAUGGAAACCAGCCCAGCCACAACACAUCUGUGGAGGUUACCGUGGUGACCAGCCAGCCAGGGCAGGGAAUCGUCUGCCAGUGUGAGAAAGGGCUCAAAGACGCUGACCUGGGGUCACUCAAGCGACUUCUGGUCGUGCAAGUCUACAGUGGAGGAGACUGGGGACAGGAAGCUCCCUCUCCUGACGUCACGUACACUGAGAGUGAAGAGUGUCUGAUGUUGGGGACGGAGAUCGAGCUGCAGCGAGUGGAAAACAGCGUAUUCGCCGUGGAGAGUGUGUUGAAAUCAUGGCUUCAAGAGCAGGGAGGUGACAGAGAGCACCUCCACCUCCUGCUGCCGAGCCCCACGGACAGUCCCAUCCCAGUGUGUGUGAAGUGUGACAUGCAGGAGCGUCUGAUCAGCCCCGCACUCAUCCCCCUGACCCCCAACCUGGGAGUAAAGACUGAGAGCGUCCGGGACUUCCUGCCUGUCGCCAAGGGCUCAGCCAAUCAGAGCUCACCACCACAGAGACUGAAAGUAAUCAAGGUUCUGCGUGCAGAGGGAGUGUGUGAGAGUGUGCUGUACGGCCUGCCAUUGGUGAUCCGUCCCACCACCUGCUGGCAGCUGGACUGGGAAGAAAUGGAGGCCAACCACAACUUGUUCCACGCUCUCUGCCACACACUCAGGAGUCGUGACUUAUUCCUGCUGCUGCAAGUGGAGCCUGUCCAAAGGUCGACAGCCGAAAGCUCAGGUGUGUAUUCUCACUACGUCCUCCAGUCGUCCCUGUCUCUCACCCUCCUUCUGAAGCCUGUGGCCUCCAGAGAGUUGCUGCUGCCCUGCCAUCAGCCUAUCCCAACUCAGGACCCUGCACCUGAUGCCAUGCAGACAGUUCAGAGUUGUCUCACUCAGCUGGACGAGGAGUUUGUGUUCAACCCCCUCUCUCUGAGCAGUAACCUCUACCAGCAUCUCAAGAGCAGAGGCCUGCUCUCACAGCAACGCUACCCAUACAGGCUCCAACCAGCAGCUGUCCUCAGAGACCAGUCUCAACCAGCAGAGGGCAGUAGGGCCACAGCCGGCAGACAGCCUCGGCAGCCACAAAACCAGAGUCGCCAACUGGGAUCAAGCAGCAGGGUCAGAGCCACCGUGGCUCCUAUGCCUUCAUCCUCCCUCCACACCUCCUCCUCCUUCUCCAUUUCCUCCGCCCUGGGGCCUCCGUCUGCAAAGGCCUCCCGCCUGGCGCUGACGCUCCUCAGCAGCAGCAGCGGUGGAAGGGGGGGCCCUGCUCCAUCCCAACAGGAGGAAGACAAUGAUGACUCCAUGAUAAUAUAG